AUGUCACACUAUAACCAAAAUGAGAUAAGGCAUUUGUCCAAUGUUGACGAGGAUUCAAUGCCUCCCUUAACGGUCUCGCCGUCAACAGACAGGUCUAACGAAGAAUCAGAUCCCACUUCUGGUACCAGCGACGCUUGGACAUGGUUUCAUACAGCUUGUAAGGAUUUGGCGAAAGCUCAAAAUGAUCUAGACAAACUACAGCCGUACUCUCUCACGAAAUCGAUCAGCUCGGCUGGACGUUUCACUUCAAAAGCGGCAAUGGAGACUCAGAAACGAGUGGACUCAGCGUUGAAAACAGCUCAAGACCGCUCUCGCCUUUGGCUUGGAAAAACCAAGUCAGACUUAGUCGUCGGAUUGGAAGCCGGAUUGAGCUUUUCACUGAAGGAGGAGGAGCCCUGCAGAGAACAGUUGCUCUCAUUGGUCUACAAUGCUUCUGGUUGGUUUAUCAGUGAUGAAUUUCAGUAA
This is a messenger RNA of Kwoniella shivajii, 465 nucleotides long. RefSeq lists its product as uncharacterized. The coding region runs from base 1 to 465 and encodes 154 amino acids. The record is from RefSeq and is a predicted model, not a curated record. NCBI's taxonomy places the organism in Eukaryota, Fungi, Basidiomycota, Tremellomycetes, Tremellales, Cryptococcaceae. The transcript has 2 exons.